Molecule: messenger RNA, 3291 nt
Organism: Mugil cephalus (flathead mullet)
Lineage: Eukaryota; Metazoa; Chordata; Actinopteri; Mugiliformes; Mugilidae
Product: syntaxin-binding protein 4
Exons: 21
Coding region: 174-2249 (691 amino acids)
Molecular function (GO): protein binding
Source: RefSeq, a predicted model, not a curated record
UCAGGAGCGCAGGCACGCGGCUCUCGGCAGCCUCACAGCACGAGGCCAGCUGAGGAGCGCGCGGGCGGAGUGAUGCGCCUCUCGCGGGGCGCUCCGUGAUCCUGAGCAGCAGCAGCAGCAGCAGCAGCGCGCGGGGCUCCACACCUGGACCGGAAUAAUAUAAUAAUUUAAUAAUGUCUCUGCUGAAACAGCGGGGGAGAGAGCUCGAACGCUUCGACGGACUGUCGCUCAUUUACUGGACACUAAUGGGUCCAUAUGGAGUAGACCGAGCUGUUCAUUCCAUGGAGUUUACAGACUGUGAGAACGGUUUGGGAAUAAAAGUGAUCGGAGGAGUGAAGGAAAUGACCGGAGAGGAGUUUGGAGUCUACGUCAAGCGGAUUUUACCAGGUGGCCUUGCUUCAAGCGAUGGAAACCUGCUGCCCGGGGACCAGAUCUUGGAGGUGAACGGGGACAGUCUAGUGGGAGUCACGAGUGAAAGAGCUGUGGACAUCUUGAGAGCAGCCUCUGCAACCAAUCACAUGCGCCUUCUCAUAGCCAGGGAUGAGGAAGCAAAGAGAGAAUUUGCCGAGCUGCUGGAGAAGUACGGGUCCAACGGUAGCACAGGAUCAACACGCAACUCUCCCAUUCAGCAAGGAGGCCGCUACCUGGAUAGCACGUCAUCUGGUUCCUCGUCCCGCUCCCAGAGUCCUUUGUUGCUGAGCCCGGCCGGCUCUCAGAACAUGUACAACAACAGUGGGCCCAUGCUGCGCUCCCUCAGUCACCCAGGUGAAGGAGUGAUUCAGCUCAUUUCCGUCGCACGAUCAGGCAGCUUAGGCAUCACCAUCGGAGGAGGCUCCAACAAACCUGACGGCCCCGCCGUCUUCAUCCAGGAGGUUCUGUCUGGAGGAGACUGUCAUCGGGAUGGACGUCUGAGACCUGGUGAUCAGCUCAUUGCCAUUAAUAAGGAGUCCUUGAUAGGGGUGACACACGAGGAGGCCAAAAGCAUGCUGAACAAAGUCAAAUUCAACCAAGAGAGUGCAGUGGAGAUAGCCUUCAUACCAGGUAAAGGACUAUUUCCAAGCAGCACGUCUCUCCACAACGGGGUCCAACGAGCCGCAGGCAACAGCUACAACUCUGGACGCUUAAAAGUUCACAUCAGAUCUCCCGAGAUCUGUGCAGAGGAGCCAGCACCAGUGUCCUCACCCUCUCCUGACAUCUGCCCUCCAGAUAUUCAUAUUUCAGGUUCAACCAGCCAGAGGUCGCCGACGGGGGCGAAACCUAAGAUAACGCUGGACCCGUACAUACGCCUCAAAUCAGACAAGUUAGACCUGGCUCUGUCGUUCCUCGGGCUGGAUGUCACAGACGAGAAGAGGAAGAAGUUGAAACAGAGUCUGACCCCGGAUCCGCAGGGCACCGUGGCCUACGGAGACUUCGUGGAGGCCACCCGGACCAUCUUCCAGGAGAACCUGGAGGAGCUGGGUCUGGGGACGGACCCCUUCACGUUCUCCUACCACGAAGCAGCCAGCCUGAUGGACACGUCGGCCUUCCAUUCACCAACGUACGAGUCCGAGAGCAGCUACAGCAGCGAGGACAUGGAGCAGUUCCAGACGGAGGUGAAGCAGCUGCAGACUCAGAUGAAGCAGCUCAAGGUGAUGCUGAAGGACAUGGAGCACAGCAAGAAAACGCUGGAGGAGGAGCUGCAGAAGACGUCAGAGAAAGCCUGUCUGACCGUGGAGGAGAACACCCGCCUGAAGAGCCGCCUGCAGGCGGCCGAGGCCGAGGUGGUGCAGCGGCGGAACAGCACCGCCGAGCAGGACUACGAGGAGGUCAUCCAGCUGCUGGAGGCCGAGAUCAGGGACCUGAAGAACCAGCUGGCCAGCAAGAGGCAAGCACGGGGGGCCGAGGCCAAGCAGGAGGAGGUGGUGGAGCUGAGCAGGAGGCUGACGAACAUCGACUGCCAGCUGAGGAAGUCGGAGCUGAGCAGGAAACACCUGGAGAUCUCCAACAAGAAGCUGCUGGGCUUCGCUCAGAGCGUCCACAAAGUGUUGACGACGCCCAGUCUGUUUGGAGGAGAAGGCGGGAGCAACAUGUCGCCUCCGAUCACAGACAGCCCCGACACCCCAUCACCACUUCCUGAUCCUGCCUUCCAGCUGGCUGUGGAGGCCAAAGAGCUGGUGGAGGGCGUGUGCACCGUCGCUGCUGACGACAAAGCAUCUACGAGUGCGUCCGAGGGGGCGUCAGUCCCAGCUCUGAGUCCGCAUGAAGUGUGAGGAGCCAGAGAAGACGGAGGGAGGGAGGGAGAACCGCCGCGGGCCGGGCUGAAGAGGCCAAAACCAGCGGCUGAACCCCCACCGACGGCAAGACACUCCAGCACGACUUCAGAACCCAACAACGCGGCUUCAACAAAUCCACAUCACCACAGCUCCCGGGCGACUGAUUGAUCACGUUUUAAUGCCAAAGCCCCCCCAAAGAAAAAAACAGUGUCCCACCGUCUCUUCUCUGCAGGGUUCAGCGGCGGGAGGCGUCGACUCAGCCGCGACCCGAGGACUCUUUGGAUGAUAAGUCACAGAAGUCUCUAUGAGAAAUGCUCUGCCAAAUAAAUAAAAGUCUGCUCCUCUUUUUUUUUUUUCCCUCCUGUGUUAACUCUUAACAGCAGGUGUUGUUGGGGGAGCUGCAUGACUGAGUCCACAACACACACAGCUGCUGUAAACCUUGUUAAAUCUCCUCCCUGACCUCUUUUGUACCCCCGCUCUCAGAGUCACUCCACGGACUGCAUGUAACGGAGGACGCGUUUGCUUGGAAAGGCGUUUAAAGAGUCUCCUCUCUCUCAAACGUUGAGCAGAAGAGUAGAAGAAAGAGGAAAAAAGCAAAACAUCAGCAGUGUCCCUUUCCCAUCAUUGCUAACUCUCCCCCGUGUCUUUACCCAUUCAUAAAAAGGCACGAAGCGAAAGGUUUUAAAGGUGUCGGACACGAGCGGCGCUAAAGCUUCAUCUGCAGCUUCAUCUGCAGCUUCCCAUCACUGCAUGGUUCAUGUUUGCGACUCCCGUGUCCGGGAGGGAGGGGUGUGGGGGCGGCUCCGGCUACAUGAGCUCGUAUUUUGGUAGUCGCAGAGCAGUAGGCAGUAGGCUACAUGUGGAGCAUUGAUUUUAUUUGUACAGACGGCAGCAAGUUAAAAAAAAAAAAAAAAGCCUAAAAAAAAAAAAAGAGAGAAAAUUUAAAACAUGUCCUGUAAUUCAGCCAGAUUGCAUCUUUGGUGUGGCCUCGAAUUCUUUCUGUUACUGUUUUAUAUUAAAGGAAUAACUUAUAACUGGA